AAAAAGGGCCCCGAAAAAGCUUUCACACUUUUGCGGUGUCGUGUAACGGCUCCCAAGGCCUGAAGAAACACGAAUGGACGUGACACUUUCAGCGGUUCCACGUGAGAAUCCGAGGAUAACCAUCUAAAAAACCCAUUUUUUUAGUGAUUUAUAGGCCUUAGAAUCCCUCAUGUCAACCCCAUUUUCAUCAUAAACAAUUGAUUUUCUGAUUCCAUGAGUAUUUUUAAUUGUGGUAUGGCCUAACCCCACCAAGAUUUGCAGAGAAAAAUGGGCUUUUUUGACUACUUUUUUAACAAAUAUUCAAUCCAAAUCCCAAAGGAAAUCAAGCCUUUUUUAAUAUAAAGGAUUGAUUUUCUAUGUUGACAAUGUUUAGCUCUGAAUUUGGUUGGUUUUGAGCAAAUUGACUGAUUUUUCAACAUUAAACAAAUGGGUUAUUGGAUUCUUUAUGUUAUUUAGGUUUAGGAGGCCAAACCCACUUAGAGUUUUCAAAGAAAAAGUGGUUUAUGACGGGAAAAACACAGUUUUCUUGCUCUGAAAGCCAUAUGGACCAAACUCAUUUUUCCCACAGAAAAAUGGGUUUUCUUAGUUUUUUUUAUUUGACUCAAGAUCUCCUACUGGUUUUUAAGAAAAACCCGUGUGGUGGAGAAGUUGCAGAGGUUUAGGGUUUUCAUAGCCACCAUGUACUGAGAAUCUGGCCUGAAAUGGAUCCUGAAAGUGGUAGCUUUUACACCUGCAAGAAACAUCCAUCUCAGGCAUUCACUGGUUUUUGUUCCACCUGUCUUCUUGAAAGGCUUUCCAGUGUUGAUCCAGCUGAUCGGACAUUAAAGCACUUGUCAAGAGCUGAAAGGGACGAACUUCUUGAUGGGAAAAGCCUUGAAAGCAAUGGAUUUUCCUCUGCAACUGAUGAGGCUGGAGCAAAGGUAGAGUACCCUUUUACUCAAUCACAGAGGAAAUCAUGUGAGGUUAGGGAGAGAAUCACUUUAUUGUCUCUUUUUCACAUGAAUGAUAAUGAUGGUGAACAUGUUACGAAAAGUGAAAGUCAGGGUGAGGCUUUGACUGCAGAUAAAGCUGGGGUUUCUUCUUUUAAUGGUUAUGAGAGUACUGAGGGGGUUAAAACAUAUGAUAAUGUUAAUGGGUUUUCUCUGAUUGAGCAUAAAACAGGGGUGUCUUCUUCUAAUGAGAGGCCUGAGACAGUUAAAGAGGUUAAACUAAAUGCUGAUGGAUUCUCUCUGAUUGAGGACAAAAAAAGAGUUUCUUUUACUAAAGCAGGGGUUUCCUCUUCCGCUAGUUUUGAUAAGGGGGUUGGAGCAGAUGAAAAUUUUGAUGCGUCCUCAGAUAGGGUUUGUUCUGUUAAUGGAUAUGGCAAUGUAAAGGGAAGAAAAAUAAAUGAUCUUUUUCAAAGAACUGAGGUUGGGCGAGAUGUUGAUUCUGAAAUUGGUGUUUCUGGUGUCACUGAUGGAGGGGGAGGAAAAUAUGGGAUUUUGAGAGAGAAGAAUAUGUCAUUUUGGUUGGCUACAAUUUUGUCUAGAAAGCUGCAGAAAUGGAAGGUUAGGUCUAAAAGUGAUAAGAGAGGAAACCACAGGGGAAGAGCUUGUGAUGCAUACUCUGAAACAAUGGUUGAAUGCAGGGGAUCAUGUGAUUGUAGAGCUUCCAUUGAUUCCAGUAGUGCUUCUUGGGAGGAGACAAGGCACUCAUGGGAUAGCAAAUUUUAUUUGAAGCCCAUCGAUUUGAAUGGAGUAAACAGGGACAUCCCUGGUUUUCCUUCAGAAACUGGGGAUUCUUUCUUGGAGUCUUCUCCCUUACAGAGUAGAAAAGUAGGUCUUAAUGAAAACAACAAGCUAACAGAUCUCAAGCCAUGCAAUGACAUGAGAAACAUCACCAAAGUUAGCCCUAGCCCACCAACACUGGAUGAUGAUCUCAAGCCAAUCUCAUCAGAGGCUGUUCUCCGAAGUCCUUUGAGAGAGAGCCAAAAUCUUGUAUCACACUGUCAAGGAUUAACUGGUUCAAACCAAUCAAGAAAAUCUCAUGGAUGGGGAAAGGGAUGGAGCCGCACCUUAAGUAGCCCAAUUUGCGGUUUUGUUCAAAAACACGAGACCAAUAAUGCUGAAUUUUGUGAGAGGCGAAAUGUGUUGGAGCGAUCCCUUUCUGGGUCUUGGCAGGAACUGCAGAGAGAAAACCACAGAGAGAGAAACCGAGCUCAUCCUUCUAGGGGAGACUUUCAAAGCUCUAGUAGUGUGAGUUCUAGGACUUUACAUAGUGUCAAGAGCAAUGGAGGUGGCAAUCAGAAAAAGUUACAGGGGCUUCAGCCCAAUUUGCAGAAGAAGGAUUUUAUAUUUGGUCGGAGCCGAAGUGUUCACUAUGCCUCUCCAAGUUACAUAGACAGUGGACUUCUUCGCUUUUACUUGACGCCUUUAAGGAGCAGUAGAAAGAAAGGUAGAGUGAGAUCCUCACGUUCUUUUAGCAGAGGCAUCAUGGGUUUCUGUUGAUAAUCAUGAGAUAAUGUAAGGACUUAUUGUCUCCUAUCUGGACUUGUUAUAUUGCAAACUCUGAAAAUAUGAAGAUUGAAGAAUUUGGCUAAUGGGAGAAAGGAAUAUAAGAGGUUUUCGUAUAAAAGCCUAUCUGUAUCUCUGAAGAUAGAGAAGGACAAACCCACUUUGUGAUUCUCAAACAUCACAUUCGCUCUUCAAACUCGAAGUAUUAAUAUUUGAUACCAUUCGCUCUUCAAACUCGAAGUAUUAAUAUUUGAUAUUACAAAGCUUUAUAUGAGGUAUUGAUAUGUAUAAAAAAAGUUGGCUUUCUUUUAGAAGCUUGUCAAAAUAUUAAUGUGCUUACAGUUGAUAAGAUUUU
Amborella trichopoda is the source of this 2847-nucleotide messenger RNA. RefSeq lists its product as uncharacterized. The record is from RefSeq and is a predicted model, not a curated record. Lineage: Eukaryota; Viridiplantae; Streptophyta; Magnoliopsida; Amborellales; Amborellaceae.